Messenger RNA from Sycon ciliatum, 1045 nucleotides. RefSeq names its product piercer of microtubule wall 1 protein-like. Gene Ontology annotation, cellular component: axonemal microtubule. The transcript has 5 exons. The record is from RefSeq and is a predicted model, not a curated record. The coding region runs from base 640 to 981 and encodes 113 amino acids. Gene Ontology annotation, biological process: axoneme assembly. Lineage: Eukaryota; Metazoa; Porifera; Calcarea; Leucosolenida; Sycettidae.
UCUUGAUUUUAGAAUCUGAUAAGAGUGAGACUCAGAGGAGUGCUGAGAUAGUCCUUCGCGUAUGUGUGUUUCAUAAUAAUUAUUGUGAAGUUCGUUAUCGUUCACAUUGACCAGGUGCUCUUUACUGUUGGUAAACUGCAGUAUUAUUUGUUGGACUCGUGUCUAGUCUUACUGCGGGCUAGCAGAUUUGGAGUCGGAGCGCUAUCUCUUUGAGAUAAUUAUUAUUGAUUUGUCCUCAAGGAUACAACACGUAGGCUGGUACUAGUCGCUUGUGCUGAGUCUCUCAUUUCAAGUCGACACUGGUCAAACAUCAAAUACUGUACUGUAGCAACUGUCGACCUUUCACGGUGGUGGGAGGUACGGUAGAUGUGCUGACGAUUCGACAGUCUGCGAGAAACGUGUUUGCAAGCGCUGGUGUUAUGUGUGUGAACCACGAAGAAAUAAUCACCCUUGAGUUCUACCAGGCGAAAGAUUUUUCACCCCCUGCCCUGAGAGCAUAGAGGUGAAACGCAAAGUUAGUUUCUGUACAGCAGUCAUUAGCAGCAGAACCACCUGUAGGACUUAGCCUUCAGCAGCGGAGCAGCACGGUCGGGUGAAGACACACUUCCAGUCGGUGUUUGGCUGCGCAACGCAACGACCAUGUCGUCGGGAGAUAGUGCCACACCUGCCACCUCCGUCGCUAAGUCAUCACAUGGAACGGAGAAAACGUCGGAUGUCUACUCCGUUGAUCCGAAACUGCCGGAACGCUUCAAUAAUCCCGAUUGGUUUGAGGGCUACGGUGUCAAAGCCGACAAGCAACAUCCAAUGUACCGCACCACCACGGCCAGCACCUACGGGGCAAGGCCACCGUGCGCUCAUACGAUGCCCACCAAGUUCCGAGGCAAGUCUCAGAAGUUCUCAGAGCAUCUAGGCCGCGCGGGUAUGUACCGUAACGACUCUCUUCACACGACGGUUGACAAGAAGUACUGUGAUAAGACAUGAUGAUGGUGGAUCAGAAUCAUCAGCCGCAGCAGCACAGUCGGAUAAAUGAUCCAUGCUCCUUUGA